AUGACGGACACGAGUAAUAUAGAUGAUGCUGAAGUAGCACGACAAGAGGCAUUCGAUAAUAAGAUGAUGCAGGCGGUAGAAAAGGUUAUGAAUGCCAACCUUCCUAAGUUAGCUCAAGAAGUCGAAAGUCGUGUCUUGGGGGUUGUUGAUGAGAUGAUGACUAGCAAGAUUGAGGAGUUAAAGGAAAUGAUUGAAGGGUCUAGGACUAAAAGUAAGGAACGAAGGUGUACAUAUAAGGAUUUUAUGGCAUGUAAUCCUUUUUCAUAUAAUGGGGAGGUGGAUCCGAUAAAGUGUCAAAGAUGGAUAGCAAACAUCAAAGCCGUGUUUAUAUGUAGCCGAUGUGAGAAAGAAGAUCAAAAUGAAUCCAUUGAUGAAAUCACCAACAUAUUCUUUGAUAAGCUAAAGUUUUGUGAUGAUUUUGUCAAGUAUGAAAGGAUGAAGAUAAACCGGUAUUACGGUAUGUUGAAGGCCGAGUAUAGGGACUUCAUUACCCCCUCGAAGUGUGAAACUUUGAGUGAACUUAUCAAUUUGGCCCGGGAUAGAGAGAUAGAGCUGAAGCGACAAGUGGAGAGGGGGGAAAAAAGAGCUGCUGAAAAGCUGGCGACUACGAGUCCAUCCAAGAAGCCUAAGCAGCACGACACUAGAAAUAAGGGAGGAUCCAAAAGUAGUAUUCCUCCAUGUAAAACUUGUGGAAAGCUUCACACCGGAGAAUGUCUAUUGGGAAAGAAGGGAUGCUAUAACUGUGGUCAAGAGGGGCAUCCUUAUUAUAAGUACCCUAGUCCCGGGAGGACGUGUUUCAAUUACUUCACUCCUGGUCAUGUCAAAGCCGAAUGUCCAAAGCUUAAACAAAAGGGGCAGGAGGAUGAAAAGAAGAAUGAAAAUCAGAAGGCUCGAGGGAGGAUGUUUCAGACUACCACCGAGGAAGCCAAGGUUUCACCGAAUGUUGUAUCAGUUAUUUUCUUAAUCAACCAGAUACCCGUGAAUGUGUUAUUCGAUUCUGGUGCUAGUAAACCUUUCCUGUCAGACGAACUUAUGUGGUAUCCCUCAUUUAGAAAGGAACGAAUGCAUGUACCCUUAGAAGUAGAAGUAGCGGAUAGCAAAAGUUAUUUGUUAUGCAAAGUUUGUAAAAAUUGUAAGAUCACCAUAGAAAACGAAGAUUUCGAAAUAGAUCUUAUUCCUAUGACUUUGGGGGAAUUUAAAGCAGUAGUAGGAAUGGAUUGGUUAUCCCGUUAUCACACGGAAAUACGAUGCGAGGCGAAAGUUAUUCAUGUGUUGUCACCUAAUGGGGCUCGAAUAAGUACCCGUGGGGAAAGAAAGUUAGAGACAAAACUGUGUACUAUUGUCGAGGCGGUUAAGUACGCAAGAAAUGAGGGUAAGGCGUAUUUGGCUUACGUUGUAGAUACAAGACAGAUGGUACCUGAAAUUGGAGAAGUUGAAGUUGUGAACUAA
Messenger RNA from Helianthus annuus (common sunflower), 1449 nucleotides. RefSeq lists its product as uncharacterized. The transcript is spliced from 2 exons. The coding region runs from base 1 to 1449 and encodes 482 amino acids. Gene Ontology annotation, molecular function: nucleic acid binding; zinc ion binding. The record is from RefSeq and is a predicted model, not a curated record. NCBI's taxonomy places the organism in Eukaryota, Viridiplantae, Streptophyta, Magnoliopsida, Asterales, Asteraceae.